Molecule: messenger RNA, 2131 nt
Organism: Centropristis striata (black sea bass)
Lineage: Eukaryota; Metazoa; Chordata; Actinopteri; Perciformes; Serranidae
Gene: tmem68
Product: transmembrane protein 68
Exons: 9
Coding region: 199-1182 (327 amino acids)
Cellular component (GO): membrane
Molecular function (GO): acyltransferase activity
Source: RefSeq, a predicted model, not a curated record
CUUAUAUUGUCACACUUUAAGCAGUCCGGGUUUAUGAAUAGGACAGUUGUUAUCUAACAUAUUUGUAUGUUUUGUUAGUGUAAUAUUUAAUAUACAGUGUGGUGUUUUAACCUCGCUGUCCACAGAGGAGCACAGUAAGAUGUUCUCCGUGCAGCAUGUUCCUUCCCUCUGAGGAGUCUUGGUCCAGCUCAGAGCAGGAUGCCGGCUGAUGGGAACCAGUCGUGUCUGACGGUGGCAGAGGACACGUUCUCCCUCCUGGUGUGUGUGUUGCAUGCCUGGCAGGACUGGGCGGGGCUGGGUGACCUGGAGGACUACCUGAGUGUUCUGGAGUACCUGCUGUGGGUCUUCACCCCUCUGGCCAUCGUCUUCAUCCUGCCCUUCCUCAUCGUCAUCCUGCUGUACCUCUCUAUACUCUUCCUCCAUGUCUACAAGAAGAAGAACCAGCUGAGGGAAGCGUACUGCAACAACCUGUGGGACGGAGCCAGGAAGACCCUGGCCACGCUGUGGGACGGACAUGGAGCCAUCUGGCACGGUUAUGAGAUCCAUGGGAUGGAGAAGAUUCCUGACAAAGGACCAGCGCUGAUAGUUUACUAUCACGGAGCCAUUCCCAUAGACUACUAUUACUUUCUUGCCAACGUUAUCAUCCAAAAGGGACGGCCCUGCCACUCUGUAGCGGACCACUUCCUCUUCAAGAUCCCAGGUUUCAAGUUACUGUUGGAGGUGUUCAGUGUGAUCCACGGUCCCCAGGAGGAAUGUGUCCGAGCUCUGAGGAACGGUCACCUGUUGGGGAUUUCUCCAGGUGGAGUGCGGGAGGCUCUGUUCAGUGAUGAGACCUACCCUCUUCUCUGGGGAAACCGCAAAGGCUUCGCCCAGGUCGCCAUCGACUCUCAAGUGCCAGUAAUUCCCAUGUUUACUCAAAACUUGCGGGAAGGCUUCAGAUCUCUGGGAACACUCAGGUUUUUUCGCUGGGUGUAUGAGAGGUUUCGUCUUCCUGUAGCUCCCAUUUAUGGUGGAUUUCCUGUAAAGUUUCGGACCUUCCUUGGCGAUCCCAUCCCAUAUGACCCAAACAUUAACGCUGCAGAGCUGGCAGAGAAAGUGCAGCAGGCGGUUCAGUCUCUGAUAGACCGACACCAGAAGAUCCCAGGAAACGUCCUGAGAGCCUUGUUGGAGAGAUUUCACUAAGACCACUAACAGCAGCAGUACAGGAACAGAGACAAACUAUCCUGUGUGGGACCAAACGUCACAUUGGGCUCUGAUUGCUGCAGUGUGAGCAGGUUUGGAGGCCUAACAUGUUGGAAUAUUUGCACAGCUUUGAAACAGCACAGCCUGCAGCUGCUGAGGUUCCUUUUACAUAAAUGUUCUUUGUAUCGCACAUUUCUGAUAUGUUUCCUUGUGUAUAAUGAUGAAUCUAUUUAAAGCUAGACUUCCUGAAGUUGUGAUAUUUGACUUGACCAUCUUGACCAAUCAUACCUCCAAAACAAUAAAUGUAAAGAUAAUUAUUUUUUUCCAAUACUGACAUUCACAGUAUCUAGUUUCUUUUGUUCUGACAUCUUUGCCUUAAGUAAUUACUAUAUGGUUUGUUAAAUUGAACCUCAGGGCUGAUCUGGGGGCUGAUUAGUUGAUAUGUAUACAUACAUGGGAUUCUUGCAAUUUUGUUAUUGUCAAUUGUGAUAUUUGUAAAUUUUCGUCAACAAGAGAUUGAUAAUGUUGGGAAGUCAAUAAAUUUGCUUGCCUAUACAUGCCUAUACAUGUCAGUGACUAUGAAGACAGUUAUUAAUAUUAAUAAUAAUUAAUAACAUUUUAUUUAUAGGCACCUUCUCAUCAGUCAAGGUCACCAACAAAUAAUAAAUAACAAAUAAUAAUUGAACAAUUUAGUAACAGAAUGGGGAUGUAAUAUGUGAUUUUCAGCGAGUGGGAGUGUUGACCUGAAGGAGUUCAGUCGGGUACGGAGGAGCGAGGUGGUGGAUGGCCUUGAAAAUGAGAAGCAGGAUUUUGUCGUCUGUGCCGUAUUUGACAGAAAGCCAGCGAUGUUGCUUGAGUAGCUGCUGCAGCGUUCUGAACCAGCUGAAGUUUGUGGAUGGAUUUUUUUUUGGAGACCAAAGAGCAGGGAGUUACAGAGAUCAAGGCGAGA